Molecule: messenger RNA, 2745 nt
Organism: Saccharomyces paradoxus
Lineage: Eukaryota; Fungi; Ascomycota; Saccharomycetes; Saccharomycetales; Saccharomycetaceae
Product: translation initiation factor eIF4G
Exons: 1
Coding region: 1-2745 (914 amino acids)
Cellular component (GO): eukaryotic translation initiation factor 4F complex
Molecular function (GO): mRNA binding; translation initiation factor activity; protein binding
Source: RefSeq, a predicted model, not a curated record
AUGACUGAUCAAAGAGGCCCACCUCCCCCACACCCGCAGCAGGCCAAUGGCUACAAAAAAUUUCCUCCUCAUGAUAACCAAUACUCUGGACCCAACAAUAAUCAGCCAAAUAACCAUUAUAACGAAAAUAUUUACGGGGCAAGGGAAGCCCACAAUAACAAGCAAUACCAGUCAAAAGGUGGCAAAUACGGAUCGAAUAAAUACAAUAACCGUAAUAAUAGUCAAGGAAAUGCACAAUAUUACAAUAACAGAUUCAAUAAUACCUAUAGACUGAAUAAUAACGACUACAACCCGGCAAUGUUGCCAGGUAUGCAAUGGCCAGCUAACUACUAUGCUCCCCAGAUGUACUAUAUACCCCAGCAAAUGGUUCCAGUUGCUUCUCCACCAUAUACACACCAGCCACUGAACACUAAUCCCGAGCCUCCCUCCACACCUAAAACUACAAAAAUAGAAAUAACUACGAAGACUGGUGAACGUUUAAAUUUAAAAAAAUUCCACGAAGAAAAGAAAGCUUCGAAAAAUGAAGAGAAGAAUGAUGAGGUGGAGCAGAAAUCUAAAUCAGGAACUCCUUUUGAGAAAGAGGCAACACCUGCGCUGCCUAUUAAAGAUGUAGUCAAAGAUACAUCAACCGAAACAACGAAUGAAAAAUCUACUUCUGAGGCCGAAAAUACGAAGAGGUUGUUUUUGGAGCAAGUGAGAUUGCGUAAAGCUGCCAUGGAAAGAAAGAAAAAUGGUUUAAUAUCUGAAACUGAGCAAAAGCAGGAAAAACUGAAUCAUCCUAAUACUGACACAAAUAAGUCCAACUCAAUCAUUGAAUCGGAACCUAUUAAAGAAACGCCAAAACCGACUGGAGAAACUAGUGAAGUUGUCAUUGAUGAAAAAUCAGGGACAAGUGAUGUUCCGCCUCCACAACAUGUAACUGGAAGUGUAACUAAAUCUGUGACUUUUAACGAACCAGAGAAUGAGAGCAGUUCCAUAGAUGCUGAUGAACUUGUUGAAAAUGAUUCUAAUGAAAUUUCUGACGCAACUGACGGAAAAACCGUGAGUAAAGGUGACGGAUACACACCAAAUUCCGAAAUCACUACGGAGGAGAACGCAGUGAAGGAAACAGAACCUUCCACAUCUGAUAUAGAUAUACCAACUGUAUCUCAACUACUUGAAACUUUAGAAAAAGCCCAACCAAUUUCUGAUAUAUAUGAUUUUGCCUAUCCAGCCAACGUCGAGAGGCCUGAUAUCAAAUAUAAGAAACCAAGCGUUAAAUACACCUAUGGCCCCACCUUCUUACUACAAUUCAAAGAUAAACUAAAAUUCAGGCCUGAUCCUGCUUGGGUUGAAGCUGUAUCUUCGAAAAUUGUUAUACCUCCUCAUGUUGCCAGAAAUAGACCAAAAGAUAGUGGCAGAUUUGGGGGCGAUUUCAGAAGUCCAUCUAUGCGCGGUAUGGAUCAUACUUCAAGCUCGAGAGUGUCAUCGAAAAGAAGAUCAAAGAGAAUGGGCGACGAUAGAAGAUCUAAUAGGGGAUACACUUCUAGAAGGGAUCGCGAAAAGGCCGCAGAAAGGGCAGAAGAGCAAACUCCAAAGGAAGAAGUCGCUCCGUUGGUACCAAGUGCUAAUAGAUGGAUACCUAAGUCAAGGGUUAAGAAAACCGAGAAGAAAUUAGCUCCUGAUGGCAAAACUGAACUACUUGAUAAAGAAGAAGUAGAACGAAAAAUGAAGUCUUUAUUGAACAAGUUAACUUUAGAAAUGUUUGAUUCGAUCUCCUCUGAGAUUUUGGAUAUAGCAAACCAAUCAAAGUGGGAAGAUGGUGGUGAAACAUUGAAAAUUGUUAUUGAACAAAUCUUCCACAAAGCUUGUGACGAGCCUCAUUGGUCUUCAAUGUAUGCUCAGUUGUGUGGCAAAGUGGUCAAAGACCUCGACUCAAGCAUUAAAGAUAAAGAAAACGAAGGAAAGAAUGGUCCAAAACUCGUAUUGCAUUAUUUGGUGGCGAGAUGUCACGAAGAAUUUGAGAAAGGUUGGGCUGAUAAGUUGCCUGCGGGAGAAGAUGGUAAUCCAUUAGAACCUGAAAUGAUGUCCGAUGAGUAUUAUAUUGCAGCAACCGCCAAGAGAAGAGGUUUAGGUCUAGUACGUUUCAUAGGGUACUUAUAUUGUUUGAACUUAUUGACUGGGAAGAUGAUGUUUGAGUGUUUCCGAAGAUUAAUGAAGGACUUAAACAACGAUCCGUCGGAAGAGACCUUAGAAUCCGUUAUUGAAUUACUAAAUACUGUGGGUGAACAAUUUGAGCAUGACAAAUUCGUUACACCUCAGGCAACUCUUGAAGGUUCGGUACUGCUUGACAACCUAUUUAUGUUGUUACAGCAUAUCAUUGAUGGAGGCACUAUAUCGAAUAGAAUAAAGUUCAAGUUAAUAGACGUGAAGGAAUUGAGGGAAAUUAAACAUUGGAAUAGCGCCAAGAAGGAUGCUGGACCGAAGACAAUUCAACAAAUCCAUCAGGAAGAAGAGCAAUUACGCCAAAAAAAGAACAGCCAAAGAUCAAAUUCAAGAUUCAACAACCACAACCAAUCUAACAGCAACAGAUAUUCUUCCAAUAGAAGGAACACGCAAAGCACUCCAAGGGAUAGUUUUGCCUCCACAAAAACAAGCUCCUUCAGAAAUAACCAAAGAAAUGUUCGUAAAGCCGAAGAAGUUUCUCAAGUUCCAAGAGCCAAUAUGUUCGACGCAUUAAUGAAUAACGAUGGAGACAGUGAUUAG